UAUAGUAUAGUACGGUAUAGUAUAGUAUAGUACAGUAUAGUAUAGUACGGUAUAGUAUAGUAUAGUGUAGUAUAGUACGGUAUAGUAUAGUAUAGUGUGGUAUAUGAUGUAAGAUGUGAUGAGGAGGUUAAACGUGUACUUUUAAGAAUGAUUAUUUUGAUGUAAGAUAUUUACAAAAGCAACUCGUGUAACAUGUGUUCAGCAGUAGAUUGUACGUCAUGUACUGUAUCUACACAACAUAUAGCCAUAUGUUACACACACUUAGGAGAAGGAAGCCAUAAAUGUAGAUGUUAAUGACGGAUGUCAGGAUCUUUAUGACUUACUUAAGUGCAUGAAUGAGCCCGUCACUUAAUGAAGACUGUAACAUAGAGUCCAUUUGUAGUCCAUUCAUGUUUUAUGUAAUCGUGACAUAUUAAGAAUAGACUUCUUUUUCACAUUGUAGGUGGAACACAUAUUUUUGAGUAAACAUUUCAAAGUGAAAAAUAAUAAUCUAAUCAUUCUAAAUCAGAGGGUUCUGAAAUGGCUCCUGACCCGUUACUGUCCAAGCAGAGACAUAGCAUUGUGGAUCAAGUUUAUAGUAGCAUCCUGAGAGGAUACAGGAUGUAUCAUCUCUGUCCCUGUCUUUGUCUCUCUGUCUCUCAGUGCCUGUGUUUACACUUAAUUAAUAAUGACUACUUGGCGGAUUACUCAGAGACUAGGUGUGCUUGCUUGAUAAAGGUCAGUGCUGCCACCAGCUAAUGCUUCAUCACUCAGAGUUAUACUUCAGCCCAGCAUAUUGUGAAUACUCCACACAUGAACGCUUCACAGGGCAAAAUAAUUAAGAGAGGAGAGUGUGGAUGGAAGGACCAGCUGUUUAUGCUGUGCCUCUGUGGCAGACCACACACACACACACAGGCAAUGACACAAGACACAUUUAAUAUUUGAAUGCACAAAAGCAGGACAACUAAAGCAGCUGGCAGGAACAGAGAGCACAGACUUUGUCAUCUGUGUUUUACCUACCAGCACCAGAAGCAGAAGACUUUCUGGAUCUGUUUAGAGCUAUUACCAUCGUGUAAAACACGGUUCUAACGUCACGGAAACAUGGUUCUAAUGUCACAAAAACACAACUCUAACGUCACAAAAACACAAAUCUAAUGCCACAAAAACACAACUCUAACGUCACAAAAACACAAAUCUAAUGCCACAAAACCACAAAUCUAACGUCACAAAAACACAACUGUAACGUCACGAAAACACGGUUCUAAUGUCACAAAAACACAAAUCUAACGUCACAAAAACACGGUUCUAAUGUCACAAAUACACAAAUCUAACUUCACAAAAACACGGUUCUAACGUCACAAAAACACAGUUCUAACGUCACAAAAACACAAGUCUAACGCCACAAAAACACAAAUCUAACGUCACAAAAACACGGUUCUAAUGUCACAAAAACACAAAUCUAAUGUCACAAAAACACAAAUCUAACGUCAUAAAAACACAAAACUAACGUCACAAAAACACGGUUCUAACGUCACAAAAACACGGUUCUAAUGUCACAAAAACACAAAUCUAAUGUCACAAAAACACAAAUCUAACGCCAUAAAAACACAAAACUAACGUCACAAAAACACGGUUCUAAUGUCACAAAAACACAAUUCUAACGUCACAAAAAUACGGUUCUAACGUCACUAAAACAGGGUUCUAACGUCCCAAAAACACAGUUCUAACGUCACAAAAACACAAGUCUAACGCCACAAAAACACAAAUCUAACAUCACAAAAACACGGUUCUAACGUCACAAAAACAUGGUUUUAAUGUCACAUUAAUAUGAUCAUUGUCAGUGUCGUCUGCCUUCAACAGAUUCAACUGUAGAAUGGAAUUCUGACUGAAUCAAAGACCAGUGACAAGAAUAUGUUUUAAUAUAGCAAGUAUUUGAGCCAUUACAGUACUGUAAUUGCAGUAAGUAAGUCAUUGUUUUAAUUUCCGCAUGUCCGACUCUCCUGUGUUUUCCCUCAUGUUGCAUGAUAUCGAUUCCUCAUACACAGUAAAUGUUUUCAUACACAGUAGCAGCCAUAAAUCGUCUAAGAUGGUGCAGGAUUGUUUUCCUUGAUUAUGUUCCUAUUAUGAUCCUUGAUUUGGCCCGCGGGCCUUGAGUUGGACACGCGAUAAAGGAUCUGAAUGUUUUCACGACUUCAUUCUUUGUUUUAAAGUCAAUUUGAAGAUUGUUCUGUCUGCAUGAAGCAUGAAUGUACUGAAUUCUCCUCUCUGGACAGGACACAUCAGUGCUGCUGAAGAUGAACGCCGCUCCCGUGUCCUGCUGCUCCCUCUGUGAGGAUGAAGAAGCACAACAGCAUCAGGACCUUCUGUCUCAUCCUCUCCAUCAUCCUCUACCUGCUCAUCGGUGCCGCGGUGUUUGAUGCACUGGAGUCAGAGAGUGAGAGUUCAAGGAAAAAAGUGCUGGAGCAGAAGCUGAAUGAGCUGAAGAGGAAGCACGGCUUCACUGAGGAAGAUUACCGGCGCAUGGAGAGAGUGGUGCUGCUGUCAGAGCCGCACAGAGCCGGCAGUCAGUGGAAGUUCAGCGGCUCUUUUUACUUCGCCAUCACUGUUAUCACCACCAUAGGCUAUGGCCACGUCGCUCCUCGGACUGAUGCUGGAAAAGCUUUCUGCAUGUUUUACGCCGUGCUGGGCAUUCCUCUGACCCUGGUCAUGUUCCAGAGCCUGGGAGAGAGGAUCAACACUUUUGUCCGCUACCUCCUGAGAAGAGCGAAGCAGGGUCUGGGCCUCCUGAAGGUGGAGGUGUCCAUCUGGAACAUGGUCCUGGUGGGGCUGUUGUCUUGCAUGAGUACUCUCUGUGUUGGAGCUGCAGCAUUCUCUCAUUUUGAGGACUGGACCUUCUUCACCGCCUACUACUACUGUUUCACCACACUCACCACUAUCGGCUUUGGGGACUUUGUGGCCCUGCAGAGGACAGACGCUCUGCAGAGGCAGCCACCGUACGUGGCCUUCAGCUUCAUGUACAUCUUGGUUGGGCUGACAGUGAUCGGUGCUUUUCUCAACCUGGUGGUCCUGAGGUUCCUCACUGUCAGCGCAGAUGAGCUUGUGGUACGGCCGGAGCCAAACGUAGAGCAGAGGCCACAGCCUAAAGACACACAGGAGGACCGGGAGGGGUCGGACACCGAAGCAGAAACUGCUGCAGUGGGAGAUGAAGACAGAAGAGAUGGACACAGCAGCCGGUCUUACCUGAGUUUGCCGAUGGAGGCGGGCACCAGCUGUACCAACCUCCUCCCUGCUCCUGCAGAGGAGCACAGACAUGUUUCAUCUCCACUCAGAGACUCCGUGCUUCCUGACACCAGCAGAUUCACACCUUGGUUCGCCUGCAUCUGCUGUGACGUGGACGUUCAGGACAGCUCUUAUUCGUCUCACUGGGACCAGGACUUUGGACACAGCAACCCGGUCUUUUACAACUCCGUCUCCUACAGGGUUGAACAGACGUCGUGCAGCUCACAGCAGGCUUCACCCAGCUGCAGAGGACUGUGCCUGGUCCAGAACUAUCCUCACACCAGGAGGAGAUCAGUCUAACACUCUCACCUCAGUCAAAAACAUAUAUAUGUAUACAAAGUCUACCACUAGCAUUGCUGUGAUUUAUUCAUUUAUUUUAUUUUAUUAUAUAUUUAUCUUUAAUAAGAUACAACCAAAUCCUUCAGGAAAUCUGUACACUAGAAUAUAAAAACAACUCUUUUCAGAGUUGAAACAGCAAAUCUAAUCGUGGCCCAAGACUUUAGGCAGGUGUGAAAGAUUAUUUUCAUCAGCGAUUCAUUUGCUGAUUAUUUUCUCAAUAAAAUGUAGGAAAACAUUAAAAAAUGUUGAUCAGUGUUUGUAAAACCUGGAAAUGAUGAUGUUCUCAAAUGUCUUGUUUUUGUCCUCAAACCUAAAUGAUUCAGUUUUGAAUGAUUUCUUUGUUUUAUGGAGCAAAGAAACGACAAAAUUAUUCACAUUUAAGAAGCUGAAACAAUCAGAGAAACUUGUUUUAAUCGUGAAAAAAGCUUCAAACCAAUGAAUCGAUUAUCAAAAUUAAUUUAGUAAUGGAUUAAUAGAGUAAUUGUUUCAGUUCUAAAAUGCUGUUCUAAAAAUCUUGUAAUAGAAGAAGAAAAAUCUAAAUCAAACCAGUAUUUGGUGUCACCAUUCUUUGAUUGUUCUGCAGAACACUAUGUUGAGGUCAGUGCUCUGUGUGGACCAUACCAUCAAUCCCUGGACUCCAUGUUCUUCGAGACACUGAAGAUAGUUCAUAACGACACUGGCUGUGUGUGUGGGCUCUUUGUCCUGCUGCAGAAUAAAUGUCGGGGCCUCUUGUUUCCACGUCAGAGGUUUGGCUUCCACAAAGCUCUCUUGUGUUGUGUUCAGACU
Solea solea (common sole) is the source of this 4383-nucleotide messenger RNA. Its product is annotated as potassium channel subfamily K member 15-like. The transcript has 3 exons. The record is from RefSeq and is a predicted model, not a curated record. NCBI's taxonomy places the organism in Eukaryota, Metazoa, Chordata, Actinopteri, Pleuronectiformes, Soleidae. The coding region runs from base 2314 to 3558 and encodes 414 amino acids. Gene Ontology annotation, biological process: potassium ion transmembrane transport; stabilization of membrane potential. Gene Ontology annotation, molecular function: potassium ion leak channel activity. Gene Ontology annotation, cellular component: membrane.